Molecule: messenger RNA, 1776 nt
Organism: Drosophila rhopaloa
Lineage: Eukaryota; Metazoa; Arthropoda; Insecta; Diptera; Drosophilidae
Gene: Gale
Product: UDP-glucose 4-epimerase
Exons: 4
Coding region: 511-1563 (350 amino acids)
Biological process (GO): beta-D-galactose catabolic process via UDP-galactose, Leloir pathway
Cellular component (GO): cytosol
Molecular function (GO): UDP-glucose 4-epimerase activity
Source: RefSeq, a predicted model, not a curated record
UGGGAAUGGAAUCGAUGGCCAGAGGUCAGCGGCGAUAAGGCUGCACAUCGGGACAAAGUCGGCCUGCAGCUAGCACUCGAAAGCGGGUGACAUUGGAGGACCCCAGCCCAGGCCACAAUCCACAUCCAAAACUGAUAAGAAGUGGGAGCGUGGCGAACGCGGAGAACGGAGAACGCAAAACGGAGAACAAGUUAAAUAGGCGCCGUGGAGAGAGAAACGCUCAGUUGGCAGGCAAACGCGGAGCAAAACAGACGUACGAAAACACAGAUGAAUGAAAACGAGUGCGAGAAACGGGUUAGCAAACGUUAGCACUCAUCGGUCAGCGAUCUUUGGCAUCAUCUUCAUCUGCAAUAGAACCGGAGGUCGGAGACUGGAGAUCGGACAUCGGACAUCGGGCGACAUCGGCAUCUGAAGAGUUUCAAGGGCAACCCUCGCUUUUUUUCCGACCUGAAUCUGAAUCACUAGACGGGGCGUCUUCACCACAAUCAUAAUCACCUGUAAAACAGCAGGAUGGCCCCACCCACCGUUUUGGUCACCGGAGGAGCCGGCUACAUUGGCUCCCACACGGUUCUGGAGAUGCUCAAUGCGGGCUACAACGUCAUCUGCGUGGACAACCUGUGUAACGCGUACAGCAGCGGCGCCAAACUGCCGGAGGCCUUGAGCCGCGUCCAGGAAAUCACCGGGAAGAAGGUCAACUUCUACAGAGUGGACAUCACGGACAGGGAGCAAGUGCGGUCCGUCUUCCAGGAGCACAAAAUCGACAUGGUGGCCCACUUUGCCGCCCUGAAGGCCGUUGGCGAGUCCUGCCGCAUUCCUCUGCAGUACUACCACAACAACAUGACCGGCACGAAUGUCCUCCUGGAGGCGAUGGCCGACAACAAUGUGUUCAAGUUCGUCUACAGCUCCAGUGCCACUGUCUACGGAGAGCCCAAGUUCCUGCCCGUGACCGAGGAGCAUCCCACGGGCAACUGCACAUCGCCCUACGGCAAGACCAAAUACUUCACCGAGGAGAUUCUCAAGGAUCUGUGCAAGUCGGACAAGCGGUGGGCUGUGGUGUCGCUGCGCUACUUCAACCCGGUGGGCGCCCACAUCAGCGGGCGGAUUGGAGAGGAUCCCAACGGCGAGCCCAACAACCUGAUGCCGUACAUCGCCCAGGUGGCCGUGGGCCGCCGACCCAGCCUGAGUGUCUACGGCAGCGACUUCCCCACGCACGACGGAACGGGAGUGCGCGACUACAUCCACAUCGUGGAUCUGGCCGAGGGACAUGUGAAGGCGCUGGACAAGCUGCGCAACAUCGCGGAGACGGGCUUCUUUGCCUACAACCUGGGCACCGGGGUGGGCUACUCGGUGCUGGACAUGGUGAAGGCCUUCGAGAAGGCCUCCGGCAAGAAGGUCAGCUACACCCUGGUCGAUCGCCGGUCCGGAGAUGUGGCCACCUGUUAUGCGGACGCCACGCUGGCGGAUCAGAAGCUGGGCUGGAAGGCCGAGCGGGGCAUCGACAAGAUGUGCGAGGACACGUGGCGCUGGCAGAGCCAGAACCCCAAUGGAUAUGCCAACAAGUAGCGCUCUUGCCCCCGUUCCUGACCUGCCCUCAGCAAGUUCCUGAGUUACUACACCUUCCUAAUAACUCAGGUAAUACGUUUAUGUUGCCCCUAGCUGUGUAUAUUUCUUUCCAAAUUUCCGUGUAGUAUCCCCUGUUUUCGAUGUGUGCAAGUGUGUGUAUGUAAAUCCAAAGUACUUUGUAAUUAAAAAAGGCUUUUCGCUGUCGUCAUGUAA